Messenger RNA from Fonsecaea pedrosoi CBS 271.37, 1275 nucleotides. RefSeq lists its product as uncharacterized. Gene Ontology annotation, molecular function: protein binding. The transcript has a single exon. Bases 1 to 1275 code for a protein of 424 amino acids. NCBI's taxonomy places the organism in Eukaryota, Fungi, Ascomycota, Eurotiomycetes, Chaetothyriales, Herpotrichiellaceae. Gene Ontology annotation, cellular component: mitochondrial matrix. The record is from RefSeq and is a predicted model, not a curated record.
AUGCCUCCGAGAUUCAAGUCGAGUAGACUCCGGCCCUUUGUGUGCGCCGAAUGCCAGCUCCGGAGCCUCUCUCGCGAUCAACCUCUGGUCCGCCGCAAGUUCACCACAUCCCCUCCGCUCCACGCUACAUCGCCUACUCAAAGCAAGUACCUCCGUCUCACGAACCGCAGCAUCAUCCGCCUCGCCGGGCCCGAUGCCGCCCUCUUCCUCCACAAUCUCAUCCCGGCCAAGAUCCUCGACAUUGGAGGGAGCACGAACCCGAUCUACACGGCGUUCCUCUCGGCCCAGGGCAGGAUAUUGAACGAUGUCUUCGUCUACCCACCAUCACCCACAGGUGAUAAACCGGGGGAGGAAUGGUUCAUCGAGGUUGAUUCGGCCAGCGCGGGCGACCUGUUCAAGCACCUGAAGAAACACAAGCUGCGGGCAAAGUUCACGUUGGAAAAGGUGGAUGGCCAGAGAAUGGGGGUUUACUACACUUGGCCACCCCCGCCGUCGCAUCCUUCCGGCGACAGCCACGCCUCGGAGAGUGCAAGCAGCGCAUGGGGUCUAGGGGGCCAGGAUCCCAGACCCGGUAUGGGCGUUCGGUGGCUGCUCGACGAGACAUCCUCUCAGCCAGUCGCGCUGCAGCGACUAGAAGACACGGGGAGUCAACGUGCCACGCUGGAAGAAUACACGGUGCACCGUAUGCUCAACGGGAUCGCGGAGGGCCAGUCCGAGAUCAUCUCCGGCCACGCGCUGCCGCAGGAAAGCAACAUUGAUUUCUUUGGCGGGAUCGAUUUCUUCAAGGGCUGCUACCUGGGCCAGGAACUGACCAUCCGGACGCACCACACCGGCGUGGUCAGGAAGAGGAUACUCCCGUGCCAACUCUACGAUACCGACGGCGAGCCCCUGCCCGCAGACCAGACGCUUCCCGAGUACGACCCCGGUGUGCAACUGACACUCCCGCCGCCAGGCUCCAAUAUCUGCAAACUCAAAGCCAAAGGGCGGGGGCGCAGUAGUGGGAAGUGGCUGGCGGGCGUGGGUAAUAUCGGGCUCGCGCUGUGCCGCCUGGAAAUGAUGACCGACAUUCAGUUGACGGCGGACAGGACGAACUACGACCCAGCUGAGCAGUACAAGGUCCAGUGGGGGUCGGGCGAAGGCGAAGAACAGCAGGGAGUUAUGAUUAAGCCGUUUGUGCCCAAGUGGCUGAGGGAUGGCGUCGAGCAGAGCUUACGGAGGAAGGAAAAGAAAGCUAAACCCAGACAUGAAGAGGACGAGGAAGAGGACCUUGAUUAA